Messenger RNA from Varanus komodoensis (Komodo dragon), 8097 nucleotides. It is a transcript of the gene DDHD1, whose product is annotated as DDHD domain containing 1. Gene Ontology annotation, molecular function: glycerophospholipase activity; metal ion binding. The coding region runs from base 5416 to 7293 and encodes 625 amino acids. Gene Ontology annotation, cellular component: cytoplasm. The record is from RefSeq and is a predicted model, not a curated record. The transcript is spliced from 11 exons. Lineage: Eukaryota; Metazoa; Chordata; Lepidosauria; Squamata; Varanidae.
UACCAAUCUCUGUCAAUGGAAAUUAUUUACCAAAAUGAACGAAAUGUUGUGACUGUUGAAGGGCUCUUAAGUAUGUUUCCUUGCCAUUCCUUAAUCUGAGCUUUCUGCAGCUAAAUAAAACCCUUCAAAUCAAACUUCCCUAUGCUCCACCUCAGAAACAGGAAAAUGUUUGGGCGUUUCCCUGUGCUUUUUCAUCAUUAGGAAGACGCUGUGCACCAGCCUUCUGGCUUCUAGGAUGAUUCAGAUGUUUCAGAGUUUACUGGCUACUUGGGGAUCUCUGUGUUCAGACCUUAAAAAGUAACUUCAAAUAUGCAUGUCUUGGUAUGCUUAUAAUAAUGUUUAGUAUAGUAAAUGUAAAAUUGUACUUUAUUCAUACAAAAAUUACAAAUUUACUGAGAUUAUUCUUGAACAUUUUUAAAAGUUACAAUAUUACAAGUAAACCAAGAUCUGUGUAAUAACACUUUAGGAAUAUAAAGGCUGAUUUAUGUUUCUAAAGCCACCCUUCUCAGCAUGUUGGUGUUUGGAUAUUUUGGUCCACACUGUCCAGCAUUCCUGGCCCUUGGCUGUGCUGCUUAAGGCUGAUGGCAGCGGAAAUUCGAAUUACCUGGUGGGCACCAGAUUGUGGAAGAACAUCCAAAAGCAACAGCCUGGCUUUAGAUCUGUAGAUCUUAAGUGUUUUCUCAUUUUUCCGCAAAUUUUUGUGUCCCCUCCAAAAAAAGAGUGUUUUUUUUUCCUUUUUACAUGGCUUCAAAAUGUCCAAGCAUUUUACAUCUGCCUUCCCUGUUUAGCAGUCGCUUUGCAGGAUGCUGAAUUUUAAAUUUGUUUUGGCUGUAAUGGAUAGGCCUUUAUAAAAAUACUCAUUAAGUGGCAGCUAAUGCGGGUUUUCCAUCCAAUGUUGGCGAGGAACCUCAGUUCGAUCUCUGAGUGCAGCAGGGUUUGAGACUAUGUGGAGGUAAUGCCCAGAUCGCAGGCAGCAUCUUGUGGUCUUGAGGAGGAGGCCGCUUCUGCACCCUUUGCCCCAUUACAUCCCAUAUGCCUGGUGACAGGUUCCUCUGGUGUGGAAUUCCUGAAGCUGAGCGCACACAGCCCUUUUGCGUCUGACUUUGGGUGAGGCGAAGGCAGAGCUUCCUGGCGCACUUUGCCAGCCGGGUGUUUGGAUGGCAGGGAGACGCGAGGCAAAUAAGGGGAAAGGAAUUGGCAUGUUUUUGCUUGUAUGUGGGAGCUGGAGAAUGUCAUACCUGACUGAGCGGGGAAGGCACAUGGAGUGGGAGAGACUGAAAUUGGUAAUUGGUUUCCAGUUUGGAAGCAAUUUUGCCUUUGCAUAAAACCUGAGUGCUGCAUACUGUUCACAGCUAUUUCUGAGGUUGGAGGGAGAGGUUCCCAGAUGCUGGUAUUAAAAGCAGUAGUGGACCAAAGGAGGAAGUGAACACGUGACCUGGACAAGAUUAAGGGUAUUUUCAGAAAACAUCCCAGUAAUAUUAAGAUAGUAGUGACCUGCUUACCUUGGGUAACUGUUGAGAGUUUACUGGACUAAAAUCUUAGCUGGCUCUUUGACCUCCACUACUCUGUGGGCGUGUCCUGGUGGCCACUGUUUAGUAUACUAUUCUUAAUUAAGCUUCCUUACAGUGUUCUGCCAGAGGAUGAGGUAGCAGUGGGUGUGAGCUUGGGUGGACUCCAGGGGAUGGUGGAGGACAGGAGGGCCUGGAGGAAUGUUGUCCACGGGGUCGCGAUGGGUCGGGCACGACUUUGCGACUAAACAACAACAAUGUUCUGAGCUGUUAUAGGUCUUUAUCUUCCUCCCAAUGUUUCCUAGUUUGUGCAUAACUACCCAUGUCAUAACUAAACAAUGUCUGUGUAGAAGUGAGCAAGCCUACUUGACCAUUAGCCUGUUCCCACAUCCCAAAACAACCCAGGAACAACCCUGUUCCUACAUUGUGUUCCACGAUGCCAAAACUCUGAAUAGUUGAGGGAAAGAUAGCCCAGAGUUUUAAUCUGGUAACAAAGUAUGGGAUUAGAUAAAUAUAUAGAGAGGAAUGCAUAAAACUCCAGUUGCUUACAGGAGUAGCUAACAGUUAUUCCACCAGGCUGGAAUGAUUAGUGACUAGAGUGUAUUCUCUUCUGUGUAUUCUGAAUGUUGAAAGGUUGAGAACUGAGGAUUCUGCAGGAAGUUUCUUCUAGUUGUGUGGGUUCAUCGGAUGCGUGCCACAGAGCAUUAGCCAUGCACCUAGGUCUGACUGGCCCCGUGAGCUUUCGUGCCCAUCUUGAGUUCUUUGCUUUAUGUAGGAAAGGCUAAGUUCAUUCACAAUAACUGUUGGCUGUUCCAUCAGGGGGCUCAUAGUCCCCAAUUGUAGAUGUGUCCCAAAUGGGGACCAUUUGUCAUGACCCGAACUCACAUUUAUCCAAUCUGUGUGGGUAAUUGAAGUUGCCUGUUACUUCAAAGCCUUUUCCUCUGGAGGAUGGACAGUCUGUUCUGACAAGCCUUGGACCACCUCAUGGACAUAGUGCAGGCCUGAAGAUGAACAUUUCCUUAUCCCCAGCAGAGCUGCAGCUGCACAUAAGGGCUGUCAAACUCUUCAGUGGUCAUCCAAGCAUUUUAAGGCCUCUCUGCUGUGACCACUGACAAGGCGGACACCAUGUUUUAAGCAGUCUAGAACUUAGUUCAUCCUUAUUUUGCAUCACAUCACCCCUGUGGGGGUUCAGCCCACCCAGGAUGACACUUCCUUGGUGUAUUGGCUCAGCCGGACCAGUUCAGAAAUUCUGACCCUGUGUUAGGAGCUGGUCUCUCGCUCUCACUUGCCUUGUGCCUUCCAAGCACAUCAAGAGGAGAGGCUUCUGGCUACAGGCUGUUACGUUAAAGGCUGGGUUUGUGAUAUUGAAGGAGUAUUCAGAAGUCAUUAGCAAAGGCCAUCCAUCAAGUUAAUAAGGCAGCUAGUUAGAGAAAGUACCUUCUCCCUUUCCAACCAGACAGAAUCAGCUCCAUCUUCAGAGAGGCUCUUGCUGCUUUGGGGCCAGAUAGCAGGAAUGCCAGCCAUUCUUCAUUUGACCAGCACUCUCAUGCUGGCACCAGACAGUGAAAUUUAUUUAAUUGCAUCUCUUCUUCUGGGGUUCUGCUUGUUCAACAGUGUCUCUCCCUGAGCCAGUAGUAAUCUGGUUCCCACCAGCUGCUUGGUUUAUUUCAGAACUUUAUUGGUCUUAGUAUUUCAGCUAAGAAUUCUGACCCUCCCCUUUUCCAGUUCAGAUUUGGAGUCUGAGGUAACCGCCCUGGAAAGUUGUAUUUCAGAAGAAGCAGGCUCCAUCCUCCCCACGCCUUGUGGGUGGUUCAUAGCCAGUUUCGUUGGGGAAAGGAUGCUAUCAGGCACUGCUUUUGCAUCUCCAGUGCCCAGUGUUGCAGCAAAGUGAGAAUAAGCUGGUCAUCUCUUUUGGGAUAUAUUCCAGUACAGGUGGAUAGGGCAGUUCCUGUACCUCGGGGAUCAGCAAUAUAGUGUAUUUCAGGUGGUUUGGACCACAACUCCAUAAUUCCUGCACAGGGUUUCAGAGAGUUGUGGUCCAAAACAUAAGGGGGCAUCAUGUUUCCACUGGUCUCACUCAUUGCGACAACUGUUGUGAUGCAGGGGUAUGGGGUCAACUGCUCAACUUUUGUUCGGUUCAACAGCCUCAGUCCUGAUCCCUGUUGUCCUUCUCCAGAGAGGAUUAUUCCAGCUCCUGGAUGCUUGAAAUGUGCAGAAAAAUUGGAUUAAUGCUAGAGCUUGCAUUGAUUAAGAUCUCCAGAUUUAGUUAUUUAUUUAUUUAUAUCCUGCUUUUUCCUACAAAGGGCUCAAGGCAGCUUACAUCAUUCUCCUCCUCCAUCUUAUCCCCACAACAUGUGUGGUUUCAUUUGUUAGUUUACUGAAAAGUUUGUUUUCCGCUAUUGAGUGGGUCAUCAUUCUGUUUUUUCCUCUUCUGUUGCCACGACAUUUUAUGCAAGGGGUUGUUGACUUUUGCCCUGUGGUUCAUAUCCCUAAUCCCCACCUACAUGGAGUCUUUCAUCAUUUGAGCUAAAUAACUUGAGCCCCUUGCUAGUUGUGAACAGCAUUUUCUGUCUACAAAAGUAGCCUUUCCAGUGGCUCUCUGAUCCGCUUUUCCAACACCACAACUUGCCUCAACAGCCCAGAGAGCCCUGGAAGCGUCAACGAACGCGGUCAGUGGCCUAAUGAACAGCUUUUGAUUGCAUCAGGCCCUGGGUGGCAGUGCCUUUAGUAAACUAGGAUAAAUGGCAAUGGCGUUAAGCCCCUUUGCUUGAGCUUCCCAGAUCAUGUCACCCACUUGCUUUACUGGCAUUAACAAGUGCAAAAUGCAACCUGGAGUACGUGAUUUGAUCCAUGUGCGACUGAGACAGUGACUUGCUGUGGACUUGGCAUCUCAGAUAAAAUGAAAGAAAGGCUGUUUCUUGGAACCUCCAGAGCAAAGGGAAUUUUGCUAUUUAAUGGAGGCCUAAACAACAAACUGUGGCCAAACCCCUCUCUCUUUUUCCCCCCUGAAGGAACAAUGGCUUGGUGGCUCCCAAAUCUGUAGGGUGGUGUAGCCACGCCAGGUGUCAGGCUGCUUAACCUGUUUUGGGGAUAGCUUCAGUAAGAGGGAUAGGUAACUCCUUAAAGUCGAGACUGAAAUCCAGAAGAGACCCUUCCCCACUGAUGCGGAAGUCCCCAACCUCCGCUAUUUCUAAGUAAGCAUGUGGAGCCCUGAUCUGGGCUGGGGCCACCAUGUGUGGAUAGGAGAAGUUUAACCCUUCCUGCUCAGCUGUCCCCACAUCUGAUGGUUAGAAAGGGAGUGGAGCCCCUGGUGUCCGUGGUGUGGUAUCGGGAAGCGUGUGUUGUGUUAGACGCAAUGCUGGAGAAAAGGGUGCAGGUUGUACCAGCGGCCAAAAGGGAGACGCCUCUUGGUAAUGAUGCCGCGCAGAGAAGCGCUCCAAGGUACAGGAACCUGCGGGAGGAAUGAAUAUUCUGUCAUGAAGCCAAGGCAUGCGCUAGGUUAGUAUGCAUACGCCAAGGGCAGCCACAUCCUGCUGCACUGCUGGGGUGCGUGACCGCGGGAUGUUUGAUCUUGACUGAGGAUGAUUUUGAGGGUGCUGUGAGGCAGGAACGCUACACGUGGAAGGUAUUUGGGGAUGACAUGUUUGAUGCGUCUGUGAUAUAACAUGGCAGAAGAGCGUUUGCUUAAAGUUUUCAAAGUCAUUGUCAAGCUUUAGUUGACAGAAUUUUAAAGUAGUUACCAACUACAAAAUUAUCCAAGCUACUUUGCAGUUUAUUGACUUCCUGAAGGUCACGGCAUCUAUUACAUGGUGUAACUUCAAAUGGAGCAAACUUGAGACGGCAGAGUUUGUCAUCAUUCAGUCCCCUGCACGGAGAGAGGGUUUCCUGCUGUCAGACUCUGCCCAAGAUGUGUUACUGUUUUGCCCAAGCCAUGUACUUUUCUUACUGCUGUGUGAUAGGUUUUGAAAUCACUGUGUUUCUUGCCUUUCCAGAAUCUGAGAAGAUUGCUGUGAUGCGUGGGCAGUGGUUUAUUGAUGGCACUUGGCAGCCUCUAGACGAAGAAGAAAGCAAUCUGAUAGAGCAAGAGCACCUCCGCUGCUUCAGAGGGCAACAGAUGCAGGAGAACUUUGACAUGGAGGUAUCGAAGCCUGUGGAUGGAAAAGAGGCUAUUCAUAGCCUGAAGCUGAGUCGCAACCACGUGGACUGGCACAGUGUGGACGAAGUGUAUCUUUACAGUGAUGCAACAACCUCAAAAAUUGCGAGAACUGUAAGUCAGAAGCUGGGGUUUUCCAAAGCUUCCAGCAGCGGGACAAGGCUCCACAGAGGCUAUGUGGAAGAAGCCACGCUGGAGGACAAGCCGUCGCCAACCACGCACAUCGUGUUUGUGGUUCACGGCAUCGGGCAGAAAAUGGACCAGGGCAGGAUCAUCAGGAACACUGCCAUGUUGCGGGAAACUGCAAGGAAAAUAGAAGACAAAUACUUUUGCAACCUUGCAACGCAUGUUGAGUUCUUGCCAGUCGAAUGGAGAUCCAAACUUGCACUUGACGGAGACACUGUUGACUCUAUUACUCCAGAUAAAGUCCGUGGUUUAAGGGACAUGCUUAAUAGCAGUGCAAUGGACAUAAUGUAUUACACAAGCCCCCUCUACAGAGACGAGCUGGUGAAAGGCCUUCAGCAGGAGAUGAAUCGUUUGUACACGCUCUUCUGUUCUCGGAAUCCAGAGUUCACGGAAAAAGGUGGGAAAGCCUCCAUCGUGUCCCAUUCCUUAGGAUGUGUCAUCACGUACGAUAUCAUGACCGGAUGGAAUCCAGUCAGGCUUUACGAACAGUUGCUUGAGAAGGAGUAUGACGACCUUCAGGAUACCUGGAUGAGCUUUGAGGAGCAGAGUUUGCUAGAAGAAUUUUAUAUAACCAAGCAGCGAUUGAAGGAGAUAGAAGAGAACUUGCAUGGACUGAAGUCAUCCACCAUAUCUAAGACACCUGCCUUAAAAUUCAAGGUUGAAAAUUUCUUCUGUAUGGGAUCUCCAUUAGCAGUGUUUUUGGCCUUGCGCGGCAUCCGUCCAGGAAACAGUGGAAGUCAAGAUCACAUUCUGCCCAGAACUAUUUGUAACCGGUUGCUAAACAUUUUUCAUCCAACAGAUCCAGUGGCCUACAGACUAGAACCUCUAAUCCUCAAGCACUAUAGCAACAUCUCUCCCGUCCAGAUCCACUGGUACAACACGACAAACCCUCUACCUUACGAGCAUAUGAAGCCAAGUUUCCUCAACCCGGCAAAGGAAUCUACCUCAGUCUCUGAGAGCGAGUCUCUUCCACCAGUUCCCAGCCCGGCAACGUCGCCUGUCAUGGCCCGGCGGCACUAUGGGGAGUCCAUAACGAAUAUAGGCAAAGCAAGUAUAUUGGGAGCGGCCAGCAUUGGAAAAGGUCUCGGAGGGAUGCUCUUCUCGCGGUUUGGACGCUCCAGCACGCCCACCUCGCAGGCACUUGAGCCAGGAAAAGACGGGGCAGGGGCAGACGCAGAAGACAAGAAGGCGGCCCUGAGCCAGGCCUCCAUCGGGAGCCAGCCCUUCCCUCACAGCAGCUCCGGCUUCCUAGACCCAACAUCGGACCUGGAGCACAGGAUCGACUUCGAGCUGAGAGAAGGUCUGGUGGAGAGCAGGUACUGGUCCGCCGUCACGUCGCACACCGCGUACUGGUCAUCCAUGGACAUUGCGCUCUUCCUCCUCACCUUCAUGUAUAAGCAGGACCAAGAGGAGGAGGGCCAAAAGGCGCAUUUUGACUCCGUUUGAUUUUAGCUUGGGGGGGUGGGGGGUGGGAGAAGGGCUGAAACUUGACGAAACGGCACAACACGGCCAAGGUGCAGCAUCUGUUUUAAGGCAUGGUGGUUUCAGGUUCAAGUGCAUGACUAGGACUUCCUCCAUCCUUCCUCCCGAGAUUACUCCGAGGCACAUUCCCAGUUCCAUGCUAACCGAGGCCUGGAGAAGGCUGCCCUCCGCUCCCGGUCCCGGCCCUCCGCAUAUCAGUGGUUGUCCAGCACCCGUGGCGGGUUGACAUCUUUGCUGAUGAAUUGUAAUUGUUCAACCAAGUUCAUUGUUUUAAGAGCAAGGAUUAGUCUGCUAAGAAGUCCAUCUCCAUUUAAGAAAAACAGCCUUGCUCUGUAUACUUUGCAUUGCUCCAUAAGAAGCAACUGGCCGUCAUUGUUCUCCUAUGAAAUUUGCAGUUCUUGAUCCCAUUCAAGUUCCCUUAGAAUGGCAGGCACUCCAAGGGUGGGCUAACACAACUCCUCCAACUACUAAAACUGGCAAACAGGUAUGAGGCGACUCUUUUGAAAUACUGUCAUUAUAAUUUAUUAUUACUUCCAACUAACUAUUUUGUUUUACUUCUUUGUGUAAAAACCUUUACUUUUCUACUGUCUGUCUUUUUGUUUUUGGAGCAGGGGGCAUAAUUUAAAGAACCACAUUUAUUUUCUACAGUGUUAAGACUUUAUUCCUCAGAUGACAUAUCUUUGUACUCUUCCGAUGGAGCUACGGACACUGUGCACACUUUUCAGUAUUUUUUCAUUAAAGAUAACCUUUGUGGUAUCACACAAACAA